Molecule: messenger RNA, 748 nt
Organism: Lutzomyia longipalpis
Lineage: Eukaryota; Metazoa; Arthropoda; Insecta; Diptera; Psychodidae
Product: SREBP regulating gene protein
Exons: 3
Coding region: 85-723 (212 amino acids)
Biological process (GO): positive regulation of SREBP signaling pathway
Source: RefSeq, a predicted model, not a curated record
AGGGCUACGCGAUCAAAGAAGGAUAAAAAAAAUAUUGUGAGACUUCGGGGGAUACUUUUCCUCACUCUCUCUGUGCCCCAAAUCAUGUGGUACAUGGCUCUGUUGCGGUUCAUCCGUCGGAGACUUGUUCUUGCCAUCAUUUUCCUGCUAUCCCUGCUGUAUUUUGUCGUGAAUCUCUUUGGAUUUACGGGUACGUUGUCAAGUGAUUUGGAUUCGGAAUUUGAGGUGAAGCGGGAGCAUCCGCUCAUUUGGAGGACACUGCAGGAGCAGCAAAAUGUCUCAUUUAAUGAUCCGAGUGUAAAGUGCAGGAAUUCCGUGCAGGGAAGGUUCCUCAUUGUGGACGAAAGGGGGUUUGUCUGUCCGCGCUUUGACGUCCUACCCACGGGCUGUUGCAACGUGGAGACACCCGCAACGACCCACUACAGCUGUGAGACAUGCACAGAGGCUGGAUGCUGUGCAAUCUACGAAUACUGCGUCUCAUGUUGCCUACAUCCGGAUAAAAAAGAACUCCUUGAGCGUGUAAUGGAAAAAGCCACAAGACGCCAAAAGGCUGUCUUUGCAUCUGUUCAGGAUAAUUUUGAAUUGUGCCUGGCAAAGUGUCGAACUGAUUCACAUUCCGUACAGCACGAGAAUAAGUACAGAGACCCCAAGGCGAAGCAUUGCUACGGUGAGACAACAGCUCAUGAAUCUCAGCGUGAUAUCAGUGGGAAUAAUGUGCUGUAGAAGAAGCUAAGAUUACGUGUUUGUG